Messenger RNA from Cyphellophora attinorum, 492 nucleotides. RefSeq lists its product as uncharacterized. Lineage: Eukaryota; Fungi; Ascomycota; Eurotiomycetes; Chaetothyriales; Cyphellophoraceae. The record is from RefSeq and is a predicted model, not a curated record. Bases 1 to 492 code for a protein of 163 amino acids. The transcript has a single exon.
AUGUCCGAACACGCCAGGGCUCUCCUCGAUACAGCAUGGGGUGUCAUUCCGCACUUCCAUGCCCGCUCCAUUCCCACAUCCAUCACCUACUACACCUCAGUCCUCCAUUUCAACCUCGGCAGCACCGACAUCUCGUUCAAAUAUGACCCGGCAAGCGAGCCGGAGCCCAACAUGUGCUCCAUCUACCUCGGCCCGGGUAUCAGAGGCGCAAACAUUUAUAUCUUCAAGCGACCAGUGGAAGAAGUGCUGCAUCCGAGCACAAUCAUGAUUGCGCUGGGAACUGAAGCGGUGGACGCUUACUAUGAGUUGCUGGUCCGGGAAGGAAAGGCUGAGAUCAUAAAGGAGAUCGAGGACAAACGUUGGGGUUACAGGCAGUUCGCUGUGCAGGAUCCUGAUGGUAACCGGAUCCAGUUCUUCCGCUUCCUUGACGGCGGAAAUCCCGGCGUCGAAGUUGCCGGGAUGACAGAUGCGGAUACAACAGAAUCUGCAUAG